UAGCACAAUUUAAGCAUACAAGUGAAAACAAUGCCCCAAAAUGGCUAAUAGGCAGAGAUGCUGGUGGCAUGGGAACAAGAUCUUUUUUACGUGUCUGGCAUAUUAUUCCCCACUCAAUUUUAAUUAAGGUAGGUCUUGGGGUCAUUUUUUUAAAGGUAAUUUCUUUAAAAUGGGAAAAAAUCAAUGGGAAAAUCAAUAUAGUAGCCUGACCUAAAGCUAUUCUCACAACACUACGUUUUCACGAUUACCGAUCUGAAUUUGCGGGAGUAAACAAAACCGCGUAUUUUGAGAAAAUAAACAAAUUAAAAUCUUGCGAGGAUCUUUGACUUACAACAUUUUAAAGGUCUGAGCUAAAGAAAUAGAAAUGGCAGAUGAGUGUGAACUAGAGGAACUUACAGCAUUUCUAGAAGCUUCUGAUGAUGAGGAACAGAACAAACUGAAAGAAGUUAAGGAAGAAUCUGAUAAAUCUGAUACUGGUGACAAAACUGAAGCCAAGCCAGUAGAUAGUAAAAAAGUAGAUAAUAAAACAGAAGAUGAUGAAUGCAAUCUGGAGGAUAUAGAAGCAUUUUUACAAGCUUCUGAUGACGAUGAUGAUGAUGACAAUGUUGAGUCUGAAACGAAAGAAAAUGAAGAAAGAGAAGAACCUGCAAAAGUAAUAGAGAAAAGUAAAUCUAUUCAAGAGGAAAUGGAUUUUGAAGAUUUUGAGGAAGGUGACUUUCAGGAGCUUGAAGAAAUGAUGGACUCACAAGAUACUGGAACUAGUCAGGGAAAAACAGUAAACCAGUUAGAGCAGGAUGUUAACACAACACAGUCUGAGGGUGAAAAUGAAGAAAUAUCUAGGAAGGUUACAGAGGAAUCUGAUUGUGAAGAUGGCACAGAUGGAGAUGAUAGUGGCAGUGAUUCUGAAAAUCUUGCCCACGAGUUAAUUGAAGCUGAAAUGGCUGCCAUGGCAAAAAGAAUGAAAGAAUUGAAAUCAUUGCUGAAAAAGUCCAAGUCUAGUCCAGAGUCAUGCAAGAAAAAGUCCAAAACCAGUCCAGAAUCAGAAAAGAACAAACAUAAAUCACAUUCUAAUGGAAAGUCUAGAACCAGUCCAAAAUCACAGAAUACAGAUUCUUUGGGGAAAAAACAUUCUCAUAAAAUUGACAGUGAUAAAAGCUUGAAAACAGAUAAGCAGUCUAGUUCAGACCUUUUAAAAAGGCAAAUAGAUAAGCACAAAGCAAUGCUAGAGGCUAAGGGAAAGAAAAGUGACAGGCAUUUUAGCAAUAUUGCUGCAGGGAGUUCACAGAGUUCUAGCCAAAGUUCAAAAUCUAAAGAGAAAGAAUCUUUAAAACUAAAACAGAAUUUGAAAAAGGAAACAGAUGAUGAUGGCAACCCAUUCUUUGCCAAAUCUAGAGACCCUUGUGAGCAAAGUGGUUCUCGACCAGCUAUAUUAUGUAACAAGAAAGGAAACACUGCAGAUGAGCCUGUAGAUUCUAAGACAUUAUUUGGUGAUUCUGAUGACAGUGAUUGGGAUGAUUUAGCUGGAGAAGAGAAAUCCAAGUUGAGUGAAGAAGGGAAGGAAUUGAAGAAGUUGAUAAAUUCUGGUCAUAAGACUCGGCAAGCUCAUAUGCCUAACUACGAUCCUGCUGUCCUUAAGAAACCUAAUAUAUCAAGAUGGACAGAAACAAAUUCAAAACCGCUCAGAAUUCAUCCAAUACAGCAAGUAUCCCAGAAACCAGCACUUGACCCAGUUACAGGUACUGUUAGUGGUAAAUACAAGGUGAAGGAUGAGUACAUGCAGAAAUCUACCAUAACAAAGGAGGAUGUGCGUGAAUCUGUGACGGACCCCUUCUGCGGAAUCCGUAUCAUAAAUCCUAGAGUACCAAUGGAUGUGUUUAAAAGAAAAAUGGAAGGCCGUAAUCUUGUAAAAAUUUCUAGACUUGUGUCUAAAAUGGGAACAGACUUACAGAAGGACAACUGGGUGACUCUUGGAGUUGUUGUUCACAAGACAGAGCCCCGACAGUCUGCUGCUGGUAAAGCAUACUGUAUAUGGAAGCUGAGUGAUUUACAGAACUGUGAUAAAACUGUUACAUUUUUCCUGUUUGGGAAUGUAUACAAGGAACAUUGGAAGAAUGAUCUAGGUGUGGUCAUUGGUCUGCUCAACCCAUCUAUCAUGGAUAAAGCUGAAAAGAAUCAGGCUGAAUUAGCUAUUACAAUUAAUCAUCCUCAACAACUUCUAAUGAUGGGUAUCUCAAAAGAUCUUGGACGAUGCCGUGGUACAACCAAGGCUGGUUCACCUUGUUCAUCUUUUAUUAACAAGAUGCAAGGAGAAUUCUGCACAUACCAUGUACAGUCAGCAUAUAGAAAAUCCAGCUCAAAACGUACAGAACUUCAGGCUAGCACUGGGAUCACACCAAAAGCCUUCACUCAACAGAAAAAUAAAAACGCCGCAGGAUCUGGAUGUUUUUUCUAUGGAGGAAACACUUACACUACACAGAGACCACAGGCAAAAUCUUCAAAGGAUAGAAUGACCUUGAACAAAUUACAGUCAUUUGAAGCAAAGAAAGCUCCUGGGAAAAUAACAACAUUGUCACUUCAUGACCUUGAACCUGAUGAUGAGAAGAAGAUUGAUAAAUUACGCCAAAAAGAUAAAGAUCUAUUACAACUUUUGUCUGUUCCAUCAGCUGGGUCUAUGAACUUUGUAAAACAUCUUGUGAAGAAAGAUGCAAACCCAACAGUAAAUAAAAUAGACGAAGGUGAUAUAGUACCAUCUGCUUCUGCUAAAGAUCUUCUUAAGCAACACUCAAAGACACUCCUGCAGAAGAAAAAGGAGGUUGAAUUGUUGACAAGUACGCCAACACUUGGCAAGGGUAUUGGCUUUUGGACAAGAGAUUUCAUUGGAUGCACCAAUAAAUAA
Ruditapes philippinarum (Manila clam) is the source of this 2896-nucleotide messenger RNA. Its product is annotated as protein MCM10 homolog. Gene Ontology annotation, biological process: DNA replication; DNA replication initiation. The record is from RefSeq and is a predicted model, not a curated record. Gene Ontology annotation, molecular function: DNA replication origin binding; single-stranded DNA binding. Gene Ontology annotation, cellular component: replication fork protection complex; nucleus. Lineage: Eukaryota; Metazoa; Mollusca; Bivalvia; Venerida; Veneridae. The coding region runs from base 365 to 2896 and encodes 843 amino acids. The transcript is spliced from 17 exons.